GGACAGCUGAAAUUGAGAUGAAAGCAACAGAGACAGAGCUAGACAGAGCACCAUUGGCAUUGCUGAUUUUGAAGCGAUUGACGCUGGCGGCUGGACCCUCUUCAGCUUGUACUAGUAGAUUGUAGCUUAAUGUAGGUAGUGAGUGGAAAGAGCUUUUAGGCAUUCAAAAUAACAUAGUGGAGUGUUCAGGAGAUGUUUACUUGACUUGAUUUCACCAGCUUACAGCAUUGCCUCCCCUAGCUCACCACCCUUUCAUCAGUGGGCACCACCACGCACAACCACCUCUUUUCUCUGGGGAAGCUUUUGUGAAAAAACAGGACUUUUAUUUCUCUGAGAUACAUAUGCGUCAUCUUGCGCACACCAGUACGACAUGGAGAAUUUUAAAGUGGGGGAACUUCCAUCAGUCUACUACAUACCUGACUUUGUCACUGCUGAACAAGAACGGAAGUUGAUUGAUCAGAUCCACGCUGCACCACGAACGAAGUGGAGAGAGCUGAAAGGCAGAAGGUUGCAGUACUGGGGUGGCAUGGUGCAUGAGAAGGGCAUGAUUCCAGAACCAGUUCCCAAAUGGCUAGAAGGUGUGUUGACUGGCAUCGCUGCCAAGACCGACAUGUUCCCCUCCCCCCUGAACCACGUCCUUAUCAACGAGUACCUUCCAGGGCAGGGCAUCAUGCCACACCAGGACGGCCCUAUGUACUACCCCGUCGUUGCAAUUCUGUCCCUAGGCUCGCCAGCCGUCAUGCGCUUUACGCCCCGCAAAAGCUCCUCCCCUCAUCAUCCGGAUGACUCUCAAGCAACUACAGAACCAGGAACGAAUCUCAGCAGUGCGGUUGAUUCACCAUCUCACAGCUCUAGUCAAGAACACACAGCGGCCAAUGCACUCGCGAGUGAAGCCAGCGGCUUGAGUGGUCAUUCAGACAGUUCAGCCGCAGCUCAAGCGUCAUGUCAGGAAACAGGACAGACAGCUAACGUCAUGCAGAACGGCACUGCUGACAGCGGGAAAAGCGUGUUUUCGAAGUUCGAGGACCAGCUUGGGUUUACGGGGGCCCGCAAGCCAUCUCACUGCUCGGUUGUGCUGAUGCCAAGGAGCCUGCUCAUCUUUAAAGACGAGGCAUAUACUGAUCAUUUGCACGGCAUCGACGAGAGUAUGGAACACGAGAUCGAUGAAACGGUAGUGAAUCUGCCUGCGCUAGAAAUUCCAGGAUUCCUGGAUGUGGAGCAAAGAAGCUUUCUUCCGUCUUUGGGUGGCGAAAGCUUACCUCAAACUGUGCCUAGGUUGGGCCCACGGCUCUCCUUAACGUGCAGACAUGUGUUGAAGGUCAGAAAAGCCAUGUUUCGCAUCCGGUGACCAUGAUGACCAUUUUUCCUGUCACUUCUGCAAGGAGGGGCCAUCGUAUUUCUGUUAAUGAAAGCAUUGCCCUUCUACACCAUGAAAGUGCAUCACGAGUAGUAUAAAUUAGACACGAGCGCAGGAAUGACAGAUGGUUUGACUGGAUGCCACUCAGAGAUGCGUAACCACAGUGCAUCAUCCAUGCAGCGUAAUUCAACACGUAGAAUACCUGGCCGCCAUGGGCUGGUACCGUGACGGAUGGUCGAGUGCCACAAUUGACCCAAUUGCAGUUGAAUAUACAACCGGAC
Messenger RNA from Klebsormidium nitens, 1638 nucleotides. Lineage: Eukaryota; Viridiplantae; Streptophyta; Klebsormidiophyceae; Klebsormidiales; Klebsormidiaceae. The record is from the annotation of a GenBank genome assembly.